CUGCUAUUAUUAUACGAUACGAAGUGGCGCAUAUCCUGCCUGUACUAUCCACAUAACCGAAAUUUCGCUCUGUACAAUCCGUCCGGGCGGGUGAGCUUUUGGAAAUGGGCGGAGGAGAGUCGUACGAGGCUGCCAUUGCAGGGCUGAGCAAGCUUCUCAGCGGAAAGAAUGAGCUGGAGAGUCUGGCCGCCGCUAAGAUCAAGCAGCUGACUGCGGAGUUAGAACGAGCAUCGGAUGGGAAUAUGUCGGAUGAAAGAAUACGGGCAGGGUUCGCGCACUUUAAGAAAGAGAAAUAUGAGAAGAACACGGAGUUGUUCGGGCAGCUUGCUAAAGGUCAAUGUCCCAAGUUUAUGGUGUUUGCGUGUUCGGAUUCGCGAGUUUGCCCAUCUCAUGUUCUGAAUUUUCAACCCGGAGAGGCGUUCAUGGUCCGCAAUAUUGCCAACAUGGUCCCACCUUACGACCCGGUAAAGUAUUCUGGAGCAGGGGCCGCCAUAGAAUAUGCUGUAAUGCAUCUCAAGGUGGAGAAUAUUUUAGUCAUCGGACACAGCUGUUGCGGUGGAAUAAAAGGUCUCAUGUCUCUUCCUGAUGAUGGGGUCACUAAGAGUGAUUUUAUUGAGGAUUGGGUCAAAAUCGGAUUGAUUGCCAAGGAAAAAGUAAAAUCUGAAUGCAGUGAUCUCGACCUUGAUGCCCAAUGCACAAUGUUGGAGAAGGAGGCUGUGAAUGUGUCAUUGAGCAAUCUGUUGACAUACCCUUUUGUGAGAGAGGCUGUGGCAAGUAAAACUCUUCAUUUGAAAGGCGGACACUAUGAUUUUGUGAAUGGAUCCUUUGAGCUUUGGAACCUCGAUUUCAGCCUUACACCUUCUCUCAAGGUCUAAGCUUUACCUGAUUUUAGUUACAACUACUACGGCAUUUUGCCUCAAGUUUUCAUUGCAGGCACUUGUGUAUACCUCAUCUCAUACAAAUGAUAUGGAGGACUACAGCAAUCUAUACUACACAUAUCUUUACAACUUUACUGGAAGUAAACAUAUUACACAAUGCAAUGAUGGUGCUACUCUAUUGAAGUUGACUAAACCAUUGGGCAGAUGUUCAACAUUAUUUACUGUACCAUUUUGUAACGGCACAAUAGACUCUGUUUAUGCAAAGAAAAAAACAAGAUUAUAUAGAUACAUUCUGGAGUUUGAUCUGGACAACUCUCCUAUUUACUAUUUAC
Messenger RNA from Cuscuta epithymum, 1210 nucleotides. NCBI's taxonomy places the organism in Eukaryota, Viridiplantae, Streptophyta, Magnoliopsida, Solanales, Convolvulaceae. The record is from the annotation of a GenBank genome assembly.